CAAUUGCAUGCCAUAUCUUGCAAGUAGACGAAUGACCAGAUCAAUGUCAGAUUGACUUCAUUCCAGUAAUAUCUGCUUUUCACUACGUCGUCAUUUCCCGCAACGCAAGGUGAACGUUGAAAUGAUGUCCGGUCGGUGUGCUCAGUCCAGCCAGUCAAAGGCGAAAGGCCCCAGAGGCAGAGUUAAGGUCAAAUCUGGCUGCAGCACCUGCAAGAUUCGAAAGGUCAAGUGUGAUGAAGGCCGUCCAUGCUGUAAGAGAUGCAUCGGCACUGGGCGCAUCUGCGACGGCUACGGCAUAUGGGGCGGCGGAGGCAACGGGUAUGGACAACGUCGUACUGGUCCGAAAGACUCCAAUACCGAUCCACCACCCAAGUUGGCCGUCACAAUCAGUCCAACUGUGCUGGUUGAUGAUGACCAAGGCUAUUUCGAGUGGUUCAGGUACCGAACUGCCUUGAAACUUCCCGGUGCCUUCGUCUCGGCCUUUUGGGACACCUUAGUACUGCAGGCAAGUUCAAGCGAGCCUGCAGUGCUGCACGCCGCCCUAGCCUUGAGUGCCACGCACAAGAAGGAGGUGGUGGGGAUUCUCGGCCACGGGAAAGAAAAGAGCUCCUCGGAUGGGGAUGAGACGUUCGCAUUGCGACAAUACAGCAAGGCCAUCACCCGCCUCCAGGCCCCCUUUCUGGCCAACAAUAAGGCUUCCGUCCGCGUGGCUCUCAUCACCUGCGCCAUUUUCAUCUGCCUCGAGUACAUCCGCGGACAUUACAGGACUGGUCAUAUCCACCUUCUCAAUGGACUGAAGCUCCUCAGAGAAUUGCAGUUCUACACCGCCAGCUCGCCUUCCCAUGAUGCAUCUUCCGGCAGCCCCCGUCUUGACUCCGUCGAUGAAUGCCUCCUCGAGACCUUUUCAAGACUUUACACCCAGGCCAAGAUGCUGGAGCAGAGUUUACCCCGAGUUGCCGCCUUCCUGGAUACUACGGUGUCCAAACCCCUGGGCCUCACAUUCCUCUCCACCCAGCAGGCCAAGUUGCAACUCCAACAAGUGCUGAAUGGCGUCACACAUCUAUCGGAGCAAUUCUGUCCAACUACCAACCGCCAAGAAGAAGCAGCAACAACGAUAUGUCCGCCUGAACUUGUCAAAGUCCAGAUUCGCAUCAAAGACGAGCUGCGAGUCUGGCUCGAGACGUACAAAGCAUCUCAUGCCCGCCUGCAGCUUGACCCGACCUCCGCAGACGCAUACGCCUACCGGCUUCUGCUCAUCCAUUACACCUUGAUCCAAAUCAUGGCGGCGACUUGCCUCCCACAGGCCAGCGGGGAAUCUCGAUUCGACGCCCACAACACCGACUUUGCCGUCAUCAUAGCCCGGACCAUAGAUUUCUUCCAAUUUCUUUCUUCAAGAUCUACAGGAUCUGCGUCUAUGCUUGACCCCCCACCGGAUAGCACCCAAGGCAGUAGGUCUCCGUAUACUUCUGAGUUGGGCUGCAUCCCGCCGUUGUACUACACGGCUAUCAAGUGUCGAGUGCAUAGGGUCAGGCUACACGCCAUCAGGUUGCUCGAGAACUCUCCGCAUCGGGAAGGGAUAUGGGAUGCGAUGCUGGCUGCGAGGAUUGCACGCCAGGUCAUGCAGUUAGAGGAGGAGGACGUCUACGAUGAUCCCAAUAUGUUCCAUGAUGAUUUCCCACUCAGCAGUACGCCGGGGGAGGAGCACUUGUCGAUGCCGACAAUACCCGAGGUUUACAGGAUACAGGAUGUCCAAGUAGUCCUGCCUGAUGACCCGAUGGAAAAUGUGGUGUUGAAGUGUAGGCGCAGGCGGUAUGACGGCAGCUUUGAGACCUUGGUGCGGGAAUUCGAAGUUGUCUCUCAGUCUUGGAUGAAAGGACGAGGGGUUUAGUGAUAGCCAGGAAAACUGUACAUGCCAGCUACGUGCCCAAGGUUGCACCCCAAUUGAAUUGAUAAUUGAUAUCC
This is a messenger RNA of Pseudomassariella vexata, 1962 nucleotides long. RefSeq lists its product as uncharacterized. Gene Ontology annotation, molecular function: DNA-binding transcription factor activity, RNA polymerase II-specific; zinc ion binding. The record is from RefSeq and is a predicted model, not a curated record. The coding region runs from base 122 to 1888 and encodes 588 amino acids. Gene Ontology annotation, biological process: regulation of DNA-templated transcription. The transcript is spliced from 2 exons. NCBI's taxonomy places the organism in Eukaryota, Fungi, Ascomycota, Sordariomycetes, Amphisphaeriales, Pseudomassariaceae.